Acytostelium subglobosum LB1 is the source of this 477-nucleotide messenger RNA. RefSeq lists its product as hypothetical. The record is from RefSeq and is a predicted model, not a curated record. The coding region runs from base 1 to 477 and encodes 158 amino acids. The transcript has a single exon. Lineage: Eukaryota; Evosea; Eumycetozoa; Acytosteliales; Acytosteliaceae.
AUGAAUCAUACUUCUACGACAACUACUACUUCCUCGCCAAACAACACCAACAACAACAACAGUCAUACAUCACCAGAGGUUGUACAAUUCACAAGUGGAAGAGGUAGUCACAUUAGAGUCUCAGACGAGGCUGUGAUAAAGGCAAAGACAUUGAUCAACUCUAUAAAGGAUGAUGAAUACGAUGGUUGGUUAAAGAAGAGGAAUAGAGAUGAUGAUGAUGUAAUUGAUGAUGAUGACGUUGAUGACGAUGAUGGAUUGGUGCACUAUGACAACAACAACAAUGACAAUGACAAUGGCAAGAAGAACAAGUUCGAUAGCAAAUGCAAGAGUCAAUUCACUACUGGCAGAGGUGAUCAGAUCAGAAUAGAAUCGUCCAAUCUCAAUCAAGCCAAGAGUACAAUCGAUGUGCUCGAUGUCAAUGUUGACAACUACCAAGAGGACUUGAUGCUGCUGAGUCAGCCCUUCAAGAAGGAAUAG